UCUCCGAGAAUCUCAUGCUGGACUGUCAUAGCAAGUAGUAACGCCAAUGUAGUUGUCUCCAUUUUCGCCCCUUCCUCGCGUAAUUUCCUCAGUUUUCUGUUCAUAUUCUGGCGUCGCGAACGAUAGGACGGUUUUUCAUACCGCGUUCUUCCAAAAAAAAGGUCGAACAUUUGUAAAUGAAAAACUAGAGGAAGAAGCAUCGCUUGUCUACCCAGUCUAAAUAGUGGCGUUGAUGCGGUAUGAAACAGCGUGAGCGUGGAUUUUCAUCGGUUCCCACCUUGCAGUAGUCAAACGUAUAUGUAAGCGAGCACUUACUGACGAGUAAACAAAAAUGGAUGUGGAAGAGGGGGAGGCGAAAAUGUGCAGGCUCUGCGGCCAGUACGAGAGAAUUUGCAUCGAUGUGUUUGGUGAGGAAGGUAUCAAACGCUUCCUUGGUCUCAAGAUUUACAAGAAAAUUAACAUCCUGAUAGAUGAGAAGGAUCCUCUGCCUAAAGCAAUCUGUGUUCAAUGUCUGGGCAAGCUCGAAUUUGUUUGCGACUUUCAAGAGGAGUGUCUGCGCACCCAACAGGUGUUACGUGAUCAGUAUAAUCUACCACCAUUAACAGAGUCCACAGAGGUAAAAAAUGAAGAAUCGGCAUUGAUAGUGGGCACAUCAUCAUCGAAUAAUAACAACAAUAUUGAAAAAGAUCUUAAUUCUACUAGAAGCAAUCAAGCUGAGGACAUAGUCAAGGAUUCAGUGGAACAGCAGAAGAAGAAAAAUACCUCUUCAAAAAUUUCAAGAAGCCUUCGCAGUCAGCAACAGCAGCAACAAGUUUCCAAGUGUAAUGAUGAAAUUACAGAAAAAAAUAUACAGGUUCAAGGUACAGAAUCAUCGCCGACUCGUUGGCUUAGAAGCAGACAAAGCGCAGAUUCGUCUGCCGUGGACAACGAAGAAAUUCCGAUUGCAAAUAGAUUAAGAAGUCACAAUAUAGAAACUAAUAUCAGCAACAUUCGUUCUGUGAAUAAUAACAAUAAUAGUAACAACGAAAGUACAGAUAAACAAAGUCCGAAGCAGCAACAGCAACAGGACUCAUCGGUGACGAUUCAGUUACCGACUUCAGCUUUAAAUAAAUUAUUGACGAUUGUUUCUAGCUCUCCCGAUAUCGAGGUCUCUGUAAAGGAGACAAGAAAUCGGAAUAGUGAUGCCGAAGAUAUUAGCUUUACUGUGGAAUUGUGUAAGAAACAAAAGGAUGAGGUAUCGACGGUGCGAGCACGGGUCUUUCCCGAUCAGGGCUAUUGUUUAGUCGAUACAGCGAUCGUGGCUCUGCUGCAGAGCGAAAACAGCACAGAAGUGAACGGCAUUGUGAAUAGCAUCCUUAGCAAUACGUCGGCGAAGAACAGUAGUGCUGUGGCAAAGUUGAAAGAUUUAGCGGAGUUGGAGCAGCGGUUAGAAGCCACACAGAAUCCAGAGGAGCUCUUUAAAAUUGAUGGCGAGGAGAUUAAGGUGGACGAUAACGUGGAGCACGUGGUAAAUGGAACGCAGAAUGGCUAUGCAUGUAAGCUCUGCCGAAAAUUCUACGAGCGUCGAGAUAAGUGUACAGUUCACGUGAAGACGCACCUUGGUAUCAAGCAGUAUACGUGCGUUGUCUGCAAUGCCAAGUUUGUUUGCAAAUCUGAUGUGAUGAAGCACAUUCGAUGUUCUCAUACUAAUCCCAGGCCUAUACAAUGUCCCAAAUGUCCUAAACGAUUCAAAUCCAAAUUUUAUCUAGCUGAACAUGACAAUGUUCACAAAGGUGUACGUCCGUACAGUUGUACAGAUUGUGGACAGAGUUAUCAUCACAAGGUUUCGUUACAAAUUCAUAUGAAGUCGCAUCUGCCACCGCAAAAUCUGGCCUGUGAAUAUUGCGGUAAAAUCUUCCCGUUUCGCACGCGAUUACUCGGCCAUAUCGCAAGUGUCCAUAUGAAAAAACGACGCAAUUUUCGCUGCCGCUUCUGUUAUAAUCUUUAUUCAAGUCUAUCGGUGCUAAACGAGCAUAUCAAAACCCGCCAUGCGACCACAUAUAUGUGCGAUACAUGUGGCAAGACCUUCAAAGUCGCUUCCAAAUACAAAGCGCACGUGUUGCAGCACUCCAAUCCUAAGCCAUUUGUCUGUAAUGUUUGCAACAAUCGUUAUGCAUCUAAAGCGUUUCUCAAUGAGCACGUGUUAAAGCACGAGGGUUUACGUAAACAUGUAUGCCAAGAAUGCGGCGCGAAAUUCGCACAAGCGAGUCAUUUGGCUGCUCAUCGUCAUGUACAUGGAGAAAAGACGCACGCGUGCCCGGAAUGCGGUAAAAAAUUCAAUCGUCGCGACAACAUGAAAGUGCAUCGAAAACGGCAUUUUGAUGAAAAAAAGACUGGCACGGCUAACAAACAGAAGGUUACAUCCAACAAUAACAAUGUAACCGCUUUCACCACGUCCAUUAACGAGAAAUAACUCGCAAUGACAAUAGAUAAUCUGGAGAGAAGAAAAGACUAUAGAGAUCGUACAAAUCUCUUAACAGACUGGACCAGAAUUUUGCGAAAAAUUGAAAAUUCCGAAAUUGAAUACUUAACAAAAGUAUUUUGAAGAUUGCUCAAAGAUAACAGCCUUUUGCGUAUAUACAAUUAGUGCUUCGAUGAAUUCCCAACGUCAUUCCCAAUGAUUUUAUCUUUAACAGUACAGCCGAAUUCUCUCCUUCAUCUAUUCUUAUAACUUGUCGGGACCAAUCUCUUUAUUCUUAAACUUUUUUUUCAACCUCAUUCUUAUUUUAAUAGUACAUAGAAUAAUAAUGUUGAUCCAACUUCAAUCUCCUUAUUCUUAAACUUUUCCCUCAGUCUAAUUCUUAUUUUAAUAGUACAUACAUACAAUAAUGUUGAUCGCGUUAUUGACAAGUAAUGAUAUAUGUGCAUGGUAUUUUUUAUCUAUCAUUUUUAUAAUUAUAUACAUGAUAUACAUAUAUAUAAGUAGUAAAAGAGCGUAGGAAAACAUUAAAAAUACAAAAAUUCAAACCUCUUUAAGGACGAAGUUUUCAAGUUAAAAAGUAAAAAGUAUUUUAUUAUGCAAUUCGAAGACGAAUAUAACAUCUGCCAUCAUACGCGACGGAAUUUUUCUUAUUUGGAAGGAUUCUGUUUGUGGAUACUUAUUUGCCACAUUGAACUAAAAUUGUAAAAUUACACACGUAUUAAUUACACUAGUUAAAAACUACACACGUAUGUAUCAAUGUUCCUUAAGAAGAUGGAGAUGUUAAGAGAAUAGAGUGGUUAUUACAACAGUAACAUUUUUUUUCUAUAAAGCAUUUAGUAUUAUUUUUUAAAUGAAUUUCUGUUCAUGAAUGAUCUUUGUAAUUUUGCAUAUUUUGUCUUUUUUAUGUUUGAAUAAUUAAGAUUUUGAAUCGAGUUAAGAAAUAAUUAAAAUAUCCUUAUCGUUUCGUUCAAACAUUUAGUAAAUAGUAAUCUACUGUGUACCAAAACGUGAUUUAGCUUAGUCUGUAACUAUGCACGCCUUUUUUUUUAAAUAUAUUCUUUUCUGAUAAUAGUAAGUCUUCGGGAAAUGUUAUCACAUACUGUAAUAUAGACAAUACGUUUAUCGAAUCACGGCCAAAAGUAUAUGAUUAAUGAUCGAAUAAUUGCAUAGUUUUAUUAUAAAUUUUAUGAUUCAAUGUGCGUAUGUGUGUGUGCGUGCUGGUAUGCAUGUAUGCUUGACACCAGAAAUAGGGCUUCCAAAAUCAAUAAUUCUAUAAUAAAGAUGAAAUGAUAUUUUCUAUACCUCUUUACAUGUAUCUUGUUCAUGAAAAAUUGCAACAAUUGCAACAACUUUCAAUAUCUCUUUUGGAGUAUGUUUUACAAUUGU
Messenger RNA from Wasmannia auropunctata (little fire ant), 3847 nucleotides. RefSeq names its product zinc finger protein 37-like. The record is from RefSeq and is a predicted model, not a curated record. The transcript has 3 exons. Bases 332 to 2452 code for a protein of 706 amino acids. Gene Ontology annotation, molecular function: zinc ion binding. Gene Ontology annotation, cellular component: nucleus. Lineage: Eukaryota; Metazoa; Arthropoda; Insecta; Hymenoptera; Formicidae.